AUGGCAGCUCCAGUCACGCUCAAAGUGUCCAAUCGCGCUGCGAAGAAGCCUAUCAAAAAGCUCCCGACCAGCAUCGAGAUUACAGACAAGACUACAGUCCAGGAUCUUAAGGAGCAGCUUGCCAAACAGGCCAAUGGCAUGGAUCCAGAGCGAUUGGGCAUCUACGACGCCCAGAAGAAGAAGCUUUUGAAGGACCGCAAGGCGCUGGUUACCAAUAGCGAGGAUGUCAUUGCAGGAAAUGAGAUAUUGGUCAAAGACCUAGGCCCUCAGUUGUCUUGGACAACAGUCUUCGUUAUCGAAUACCUAGGCCCGAUCCUCAUCCAUCUCGCAUUCCCCCUCCUCCUGCGAUCCUACCUCUACUCCUCCGCUCCACCUCUCUCCAGCUCUCAAUACCUUUCGAUGGCAAUGAUCGUUAUCCACUUCCUCAAGCGCGAAUACGAGACCUUAUUUGUCCACAAGUUCUCGCUUUCCACCAUGCCCCUCUUCAACAUCUUCAAGAACUCCGCACACUACUGGCUGCUAUCGGGCGCAAACAUCGCAUACUGGGUCUACGGACCAAAUGCAUACGCUGCGAAGUCCUCUCCUACAAUCGACUACCUGAAUUAUGCUGGGCUGUUCCUGUACGUGUAUGGUGAGAUCUCGAACUUCAUCUGCCAUCAGACAUUGUCGGGUCUGCGCAGCAGAGGUGGAACCGAGAGGGGCAUACCGCAGGGAUACGGCUUUGGGCUGGUUACAUGCCCGAACUACCUGUUUGAGCUUAUUGCCUGGACUGGUAUUGCGCUGGUGACGAAGAGCACAGCGACGGUUAUCUUUAAUGUAGCGGCCUGGGCGCAGAUGCACCAGUGGGCUAUCAAGAAGGAGAAGGCGCUGAGAGCUGAGUUUCCGGACAAGUACAAGAAGAAGAAGUAUGUGCUGUUCCCCAGCCCAGGGGCUGUGGUGAAGUACCUGACGAGCUGA
Drepanopeziza brunnea f. sp. 'multigermtubi' MB_m1 is the source of this 957-nucleotide messenger RNA. RefSeq lists its product as uncharacterized. The record is from RefSeq and is a predicted model, not a curated record. Gene Ontology annotation, biological process: very long-chain fatty acid biosynthetic process. NCBI's taxonomy places the organism in Eukaryota, Fungi, Ascomycota, Leotiomycetes, Helotiales, Drepanopezizaceae. Gene Ontology annotation, molecular function: oxidoreductase activity, acting on the CH-CH group of donors.